AUGUUCGCCUCUGAUCACAUUGAAUGGCGGUGCUGGCUCGAAGGGCCGAAUGGCCUACUCCUCCUGCACCUUUAUUUCCAUGUUUCUGUGUUCCUCCUGCAGGUUAUCAUCAAUCUUGUGAAACAGACGGGGCCAGAGAAGGUGAUUAGCGACGCCUACCGGAGGCAGGUUGAGAUUUUCAAUGACCCGCGUCUCAUCUAUGUGGCCUUUGAUUUCCACCAUCAAUGCCAGGGCCGGCGGUUUGAAAACGUGGAGCUCCUGACUGAAGGAAUUAGCAACAUCAUCAGCGAUCAGCGAUGGUUCAGCGCCCACAACGGCGUGGUGAUGAUGGAGCAGGAGGGAGUGUUUCGUACCAACUGCAUGGACAGCCUGGAUCGCACCAACAUCGUGCAGGCCGCCAUUUCCCGCCACAUCCUGGGCAGCAGCAGCUGA
Messenger RNA from Leucoraja erinaceus (little skate), 432 nucleotides. Its product is annotated as phosphatidylinositide phosphatase SAC2-like. Gene Ontology annotation, biological process: regulation of endocytic recycling; phosphatidylinositol dephosphorylation. The transcript is spliced from 5 exons. The record is from RefSeq and is a predicted model, not a curated record. The coding region runs from base 1 to 432 and encodes 143 amino acids. NCBI's taxonomy places the organism in Eukaryota, Metazoa, Chordata, Chondrichthyes, Rajiformes, Rajidae. Gene Ontology annotation, molecular function: phosphatidylinositol-4-phosphate phosphatase activity. Gene Ontology annotation, cellular component: clathrin-coated endocytic vesicle; early endosome.